UCCAUGUAACUGUGGCUAGGUCUUGUCAAGGGGUUGUUUAGCUGGCUGGCUUUCACUGAGCACACAGCAUGGCUUUAUCCUGUGGACAAAAGAAGAUACAGGGUCUAGAAGGGCCUUCGGGGUGGGGCUGGGAUAGUCCAUCUCUAAUCAGUGCUGGGUGUGGCUGCUCUCCUGCCCAUCAUAAGGAAGUAGGUGUGACUAGCUUUCUGGGAAAAGUCCCUCCUACCCCUACCAGUACUAAGUGUCCACAAGCAGGCCACAGCUGACUCUGCCACUAAGCUUGCCAUGGUGUCUUGGGACAAGGCUCACCUGGGUCCUAAGUAUGUGGGCCUCUGGGACUUCAAGGCACGGACAGAUGAGGAGCUGAGCUUUCAGGCAGGAGACCUCCUCCAUGUUACCAAGAAGGAGGAACUGUGGUGGUGGGCCACCCUGCUGGAUGCAGAAGGCAAGGCCUUGGCUGAGGGCUAUGUGCCUCACAACUACCUGGCUGAGAAGGAAACUGUGGAGUCUGAACCGUGGUUCUUUGGUUGCAUCUCCCGCUCAGAGGCCAUGCACAGGCUGCAGGCUGAGGACAACUCGAAGGGUGCCUUCCUGAUCAGAGUCAGCCAGAAGCCAGGAGCAGACUAUGUCCUCUCUGUCCGGGAUGCUCAGGCCGUGCGACAUUACAGGAUCUGGAAGAACAACGAGGGCCGGCUGCACCUGAAUGAGGCGGUAUCCUUCUCCAAUCUGUCUGAGCUUGUGGACUACCAUAAGACCCAGAGCCUGUCUCAUGGCCUACAGCUGUCCAUGCCCUGCUGGAAGCACAAAACUGAGCCCUUGCCCCACUGGGAUGACUGGGAGAGGCCGAGGGAGGAGUUCACACUCUGUAAGAAGCUGGGGGCCGGCUACUUUGGGGAGGUCUUUGAAGCGCUCUGGAAAGGCCAGGUCCAUGUGGCUGUGAAGGUGAUCUCUAGAGACAAUCUCCUGCACCAGCACACCUUCCAGGCUGAGAUUCAGGCCAUGAAGAAGCUGCGGCACAAGCACAUCCUGUCACUGUACGCUGUGGCGACUGCAGGGGACCCGGUCUACAUCAUCACGGAGCUCAUGCCCAAGGGGAACCUGCUGCAGCUACUGCGUGACUCUGAUGAGAAAGCCCUGCCUAUUUUGGAGCUGGUGGACUUUGCAUCACAGGUUGCUGAGGGCAUGUGCUACCUGGAAUCUCAGAAUUACAUCCACCGUGACCUGGCUGCAAGGAACGUUCUUGUUACAGAGAACAAUCUCUGCAAAGUGGGGGACUUUGGGCUUGCCAGGCUUGUCAAGGAGGACAUCUACCUUUCCCAUGAGCACAAUGUCCCCUACAAAUGGACAGCACCUGAGGCACUUUCCCGAGGGCAUUACUCCAUCAAGUCUGAUGUCUGGUCUUUUGGAGUUCUUCUUCAUGAAAUUUUCAGCAGGGGGCAGAUGCCCUACCCAGGCAUGUCCAAUCAUGAAACCUUCCUGAGGGUGGAUGCCGGCUACCGCAUGCCCUGCCCUCUGGAGUGCCCACCCAACAUACACAAGCUGAUGCUCAGCUGCUGGAGCAGAGACCCCAAGCAGAGACCUUGCUUCAAAGACCUGUGUGAGAAACUCACAGGUAUCACCAGGUAUGAGAACCUGGUCUGAGCUCCUUGGACGUGGCCAGGACCCACAGAAGAGGGCCUCGUGAUUAUCCUGGACUUCUAUUGAAGGCAUGAACCAUCCUUCAGUUUACUGAGAUGAAGGGAUAGGAAACAUACCAAACAUACCUCAAAUACUGCGUUUUGUCAAGGAAAGAGUAAAGAGGCUCCUUUCCCUUUUUUGGGGGGGGGGGGUUUCGAGACAGGGUUUCUCUGUAUAGCCCUGGCUCUCCUGGAACUCACUUUGUAGAGGAGGCUGGCCUCAAACUCAGAAAUCUGCCUGCCUCUGCCUCCCAAGUGCUGGGAUCAAAGGCGUGCGCAACCCGGCUUCCUUUCCCUCCUCCAGGAGGCAAUACACAAAAUCCAGAAAGUCACUCUCUGGCUUCUUCCUCCCUUCUCCUGUGAAGACUUCAUGUGACAGAGAAGCCAAGAAGAGUCUAGGCAACAGGCCUUGUGGAGUUCUUUUCAUACCACUUUUGGAGCUUGACUGUCCACAAACACAUACCCUACCCUUUAGCACCUUAAUUCUGCAGGAUCUUAUGCCACAUACAACCCAGAACAAGUUUACAUGAUUUUCUCUUUAUAACCUUGGUUUUGUUGGAGGAUCCUCACCUAGAAAGUUGAAGACAGAGAUAAAUGGAUAUGAAAUUUC
Messenger RNA from Mus musculus (house mouse), 2286 nucleotides. It is a transcript of the gene Ptk6, whose product is annotated as PTK6 protein tyrosine kinase 6. Lineage: Eukaryota; Metazoa; Chordata; Mammalia; Rodentia; Muridae. Gene Ontology annotation, cellular component: nuclear body; cytosol; nucleoplasm. Gene Ontology annotation, molecular function: non-membrane spanning protein tyrosine kinase activity; protein tyrosine kinase activity; ATP binding. The record is from RefSeq and is marked validated. The coding region runs from base 286 to 1641 and encodes 451 amino acids. Gene Ontology annotation, biological process: cell migration; positive regulation of neuron projection development; cellular response to retinoic acid. The transcript has 8 exons.